GAAACAUAAAAAUUAGUGGAUAAAGCGGCAAUUAAGUGGAAUGUUGGAUACGAAAGUGUGGCUGCGAAAGCCGGCUUCGUUUUUUAAAAAAAUGGCAGCGAUGACGGCGAAUGCUGAGUUGGGUUCCAGCAUGAAUUUCACCUCUCAGGACAUCCUGAAUGAGGUUCGGCAUUUUCUACGUGGCACUGUCUAUGAUGGUAAAGUGAACAAAGAAAGCCUAGCGAAAUCUGCCUUGUUUCUGCUCCGUACACUCCCGGCUGCCAGGCAUGCUGUCCUCGAGCAUAUGUGUCACGUUUUUGAUGAGGCUGUCAUGUUACACAUUCAGCAGCUUGAACGUUCAGCAUCUGGUAUUGGUCCAGAACAUAUAGACGACAGUGCCCGUAGUCUAGAACCAAUCAUACAAGAUGCUUGCAGUGUCCUUUUAAACUUCAUCAAGAGUAACCCAGUGGCCUGGGCCCCUAUCAUUUCAGCCUGGUCACUAGGUGUUCUCGGUCACAUAAGUACAAAAUAUGCUGACCAGCGCAAUUUACCAAGAUCCAGCAGUCUCAAUGAAGUCCUACAGCUGUGGAUGACCUGUCCACCCACGAAAACCUUGACCGAAGUGGCAACUGAGUGUUUUGCAGCCAUGGUGAGCAGUGCCCCCGACGUCUGUGUCGAUGCACUACUAGAAGCUUCAGUACAAUACUCUCCACACUUUGACUGGUUUGUGGCUCACAUUGGCUCUUGUUUCCCAAUGACCAUCAUUAGUCGGGUGUUGAUGUGUGGCCUGAAAGAUUUCUGCACCCACCGCAGCAAACGGCCAUCGAGCGUACAAAUGGUGCCGGACAAGAAGAUUCCAAAACUGGCUUCAGUUGUUUGUAUCCUUGGUCAUCUUGCUUCGAAACACUGCCACAGUAUACGGAAGUCUUUGAUGAGUUUAUUCCAGGAUAGCUUCCAGCCUGGUGCUAACAUGUUGACACGACCAACGUUACCAUUUCUCCUACAGCUGGCCUCUAUGUCUCCGAUGCUUCUUCAUAUUCUCACCACAGAUCUGGUGAAGACAUUGUCUCCAACAGUCCUCAACAACCUUCAUUCACAGUUUAUUCCAUGGAAAUCUGCCAACAAGUCUGAAUUCGACAAUUUCCUUCAGCUUGUGAUCCACUUGAUCAUGAAAAGUGAUGUUGGUGCUUACCAAGUCAUAGAAUUCCUUCUCAACUCAGCCUCUCCACUCUCCCCCAAGCAUCAAGGGGCUAUGGAAGAGGAAACCUGCUGUAAUGAGGUACAACAAGUCUGUAAAUAUUUCCUGAAUCAUCUGUGUUCUGAACUCCAAAAAGUUGUCUUCUUGAAGCAAGAGAACAAAAUCAUGGAAGUCCCCCUGUUGAAUUCCCUGUCCAAGUGUCAGGCUGCUUUGGCAAGAGAUUUUCUCAACAGUACAGGUCAAAGGAGUGAAUGGUACCUGAAACUGUUGACCUGUACAGCAUUAUAUGGAUGUUCCAAAGGGACUUGUGAAUCUCUCGCGGUUCUCUUGGUUGAGGCUAAACAACCAUCUCAGCUUGUGAAAUUCCUACAAAUGCAGAAAGAGGUUGAGAUUGGGGACGUGGACAUCCUUCAGUGGACAUUGUCCCACAUAGUGGAUUCGCUACAAACCAAAGAAGAGCAGAACAUCAACCGAUUGAGUUUACUACGGAAUCUUCUCCAUCUGGUUCAGUGGGAGAGGAACUUACCACACCAAGGUGCUGCCCUCUGUCGAUCACAGCUUGUGUCCAACAUCCAUCACCAUUACGAGACAUUCAUGGAACACCUGAACUACCCUGAUCUGUCUGUAUGUGCGAUGACUUUGAAGCUCCUCAUUGCCAUCGGGUUGCCUCCGGCUUCCACCAAUGCAAUGCUCAUCAAAGCCUGCUCCAUACUCACAUCACUGUUCUUUCGUAUUCUUCACUUCACAGAUGGGAUGAAGUCUCUCCACCUGAUCCGACUCUGUCAUUCUUGCUAUGAGAUCUUCUGCAACAUUCGUGUGGCCCAGAGUAUGUGUGUUCAGUUCCUGCUCGAAGAUGCAUUCGCUUCAGAAAAUGCAGCAUUGUUUGGCUCCAAACUGGAACCAUCACUUGACUGGAAGCAGGAUUAUAACAAUGGUGUUGCACUGUUGGAAGAAAACCAGAAGAUGGGUAUGUCGCUGCCACUGCCUCGGUCCUAUUCACGGGUAAACCACGCUGGGAUUAUUGGUUAUGGAUUAAAGCCAAAACCUUUUCAGCCACCAUUAUCAGAGGAACAGAUCUCCCGUAAUCGACAGAGUUUGCUUGACGUGCUGUGGACGUGCAGCUACAGACGUCUCCCACCCUCCACAGACAUUCGUCAGAAACAGAACUCAAUGCCGCUAACUGGCGUCGACCGAAUCUCUUCCAGCUUGUCACGACAGAUUGCUGCAACCCUUGUUGCGCAGCUCACACCAGACAUGUUGUACAAUGGACCAGCAUGGCCCGACGAGGAGUUCAUUAAGGUCACAGUUGAAAGAGACCUCUGGGUUUGGAGGAAAUUUGAAGACAACCCGAUUCUCUGGGAUAUUCUUGAUAACUUUGCACACAGUAGUUCAGUGUUGUUCUACUGCUCGCCAUUGCUCCGAUCCUUAGUGGCCACCCUGAUGAAUUUCUAUGAGAGUUGCCGGACGAAGAAUGCCUCUAAUUCCCCCAAGUACCUUCAUGCAGCAUGUAAAGUCAUUAAUUACAUGAGAAAGAGCAACCUAUUGUCGUCCCCACUCUGUUAUAUUGGUGAAUUAAUGCCAUUGGUCAAAUCUUAUGAACUCUACCUACUUCUACAAACCGUGUGGCGAUAUAUGAAGGAGAACCCCCCUGUCAAUAAUCUCGACCAUCAAAAGAAAGUAUGUGAUGCCAAGUUCUCCACGGUGAUCAGGUCUGUCCUACACGCCAAUAUAGCCCAAACAGGUUCCAUGUAUAAACGGUUCUUCAGUGAUAGCAGUGACACCACGGAUUCUUCACCGAAUGCAACAACACCAGAGAAUAUGGUUGUGGACAAGUAAAGCACGACACAUGGCCGUGUUGGUCAUCUUCUUCAUUCUAGCUUCUUUUGCUGGAGCUUCUGUCAGGGAUUACCGAUUGUUAAUGAGAGUACCAGUCCUCUCUGUCUCUCUGAGUCUGUGUGUGGAUGAGUGUGUUUUUAUGCAUGUGAGUGGAUGAGCAUGUGUGUCAGUGUGUGAUUGUAUAUAUUUGUGUCUGUAUCUGAGAAUGUUAUUAAAUAAAC
Molecule: messenger RNA, 3234 nt
Organism: Octopus sinensis (East Asian common octopus)
Lineage: Eukaryota; Metazoa; Mollusca; Cephalopoda; Octopoda; Octopodidae
Product: integrator complex subunit 5
Exons: 22
Coding region: 41-3013 (990 amino acids)
Biological process (GO): snRNA 3'-end processing
Cellular component (GO): integrator complex
Source: RefSeq, a predicted model, not a curated record